Messenger RNA from Suillus paluster, 834 nucleotides. RefSeq lists its product as uncharacterized. The transcript is spliced from 6 exons. The coding region runs from base 1 to 834 and encodes 277 amino acids. The record is from RefSeq and is a predicted model, not a curated record. NCBI's taxonomy places the organism in Eukaryota, Fungi, Basidiomycota, Agaricomycetes, Boletales, Suillaceae.
AUGUUCCAAACUGUAAUUCCGGUCAUCACUGUCUUCACUAAGUAUGACAUUCUUGUUGACACACUCGAAGCUGUGGAAUCGAAAGAAUAUAAUGAAGCUGCAUUCGAGUUGCUUAAACGUGACACUUUGAUUAAGCUGUGCAUCCAGCCACUUAAGGCUGUAGCUGGAAGCGACUUCCCGCACGCAUUUGUUUCCGUGAAGGAUGGGUAUGAGAGCACUGUGAGACAACUAAUUGAUCUUACAAUCGCAACCGUCGCUCCAGAAGCUGCAUUAGUCGCCCAAAGAGUAGAUGCUGGUCUUAAAAUUAAGGCAUCAAUCACUGUCGGCAAGAAAAGAUAUUUAGGAUAUUGGAGAAUGUCCGCGAACUCCUGGAGGUUCACCAAGUGGCACUGUCUUUCUGUGAUCUACAAAGACAUCAUUAACAUUUGGAACUUGAAUGACCCUCACGGUCACUUGGCCGAUGACAGGUGUAAAAAUUUGAUUCUCACAGAUCUGGACAUUGUCGAGACAGACAUUACCUUGUGGCAGAUGAUGAUAACGCACACUGUGCAUUUAACAUGUAUCAUGCACAUUGUGUUCCUGCUGGCGUCGACAGGGUUCAUCUCUCGUCGUGUCAUCAAAAUUGCUGUGAAAGCCUACGAAGUGGCUGGAAAAGGCAGGGUUCACUCAGCGUUUCAAUCACAUGUGCCUCUGAUCCAUAGUGGAGAAGACGAGGUGCUGGAGGAGAUUGUUAGAUUGAUUGAAAGCCACUCUAUCAAGGCUGAAGAAGUUCAGGACAUGAGGACGAAGAUUGGGUCACACAUGAUGGGGUUGCAACUAGACGAAGAGUGGUGA